Messenger RNA from Cuscuta epithymum, 1014 nucleotides. NCBI's taxonomy places the organism in Eukaryota, Viridiplantae, Streptophyta, Magnoliopsida, Solanales, Convolvulaceae. The record is from the annotation of a GenBank genome assembly.
ACGAUGCGGAGAAGAAACCAAAGAAGAUAGUAGAUGUUGGAUGUGGAAUUGGUGGAAGUUCAAGGUUCCUAGCCACCAAAUUUUCUGCAACAUGUCAAGGAAUCACUCUUAGCCCAUACCAAGCCCAAAGGGCUGAAUCUCUAGCUGCUGCUCAGGGACUCAGUGAUCAGGUUUCUUUCCAAGUGGCGGAUGCGUUGAAUCAGCCCUUCCCAGAUGGAGAGUUCGAUCUUGUCUGGUCCAUGGAGAGUGGUGAGCACAUGCCUGACAAAGCCAAGUUUGUUUCGGAGUUGGCCCGAGUGGCGGCCCCCGGUGGGAGAAUCAUAUUAGUGACAUGGUGUCAUAGGGAUCUUUCCCCUACAGAAGAGUCUCUGCUUCCUGAAGAGGAAGAACUUCUCAAAAAGAUAUGCAAUGCCUUUUAUCUCCCUGCAUGGUGCUCUACUGCUGAUUAUGUCAAGUUACUUCAAUCCCACUCUCUUCAGGAUAUAAAGGCCUCAGAUUGGUCUGAAAAUGUUGCUCCUUUUUGGCCAGCAGUCAUCAAAUCGGCAUUUACUUGGAAAGGAAUUACCUCACUUUUAAGAAGUGGAUGGAAAACGAUAAAGGGAGCUAUGGCAAUGCCAUUGAUGAUUCAAGGGUACAAGAAAGGUCUCAUCAAAUUUGCUAUCAUUACCUGUCGGAAAUCGGAUUAAUAAGCAAAUAUUGUGGUGUUGGUGAGGUAAGGAUGUAUGCAUUCAUUUCCCAAACUUAUCGCCCAACGAUGAACAUGAUGAGGUUCUUGUGAUGAUCUAGUUUGCGUUAUUACAACUGUUUUAGUAAUCAAGUAUUGUUUAAUAACCAUAGCUUUGUCACAACGGAAUUAUAAUUUCAGUUUUAGUGAUUACAGACUAUUGUGAGCUGAGGUUGAAUAUUGAUUUUUUUUUGUAUCAUGCGCUACUGUUUUCUAUGUUUCGUUUGUGCGAAAAAAUGGUUCUCGAUGUGCAAGAGUCUUGUAAUGUUGCUAGUUUUCUUACUUUCUAC